This is a messenger RNA of Fusarium pseudograminearum CS3096, 849 nucleotides long. RefSeq lists its product as uncharacterized. Gene Ontology annotation, molecular function: metal ion transmembrane transporter activity. The transcript has 3 exons. Lineage: Eukaryota; Fungi; Ascomycota; Sordariomycetes; Hypocreales; Nectriaceae. Bases 1 to 849 code for a protein of 282 amino acids. The record is from RefSeq and is a predicted model, not a curated record. Gene Ontology annotation, biological process: transmembrane transport; metal ion transport. Gene Ontology annotation, cellular component: membrane.
AUGAGCGCAACAUACGCAAAUGAUGCCAAAGAUAUCCGAUCGCGAUGCAUAGCCAACAUCGACCCACUGAGGGUCCAUCCUCUUUACUUCCUAUCAAUUAUCUACGAGAACCGCUACGAGCGAUGGACCAACUGGAUCGCCAAGAUAUGGAAUGAAGUCGCCCUGAUUGAGACAGUGACAAACAUGACGCAUCCAGAUUGGAGAGCUGGUUCAGUUCAGUCGCAUGAAGUGCGGUCCAUGUCAGCCGUCGAGAGCUUUCUUCAUCAGCUGCACGCUACUAACCUUGAGUUAUGCCACAGUAGAACUGUUCUGUCGUAUGCAUUUAGAUUCGGAAACCGUUGCUUGGAAAUUAUCAAUGAGACGGAUGAAUUGCGCAAAGGUCUGGGGAUGCUUUCUCUGUCCGCACGUCAAAGUUCGGAACUGAAAGAUGGCUUCAAUGCCAUUCUGGAGCGGUUGACUCCGUUAUCAGAUCGUGUAUCAGAAUUGAAACAGAGACUUUCUAGUCAGAUCACUGCGUCAUCUAGUUUGAUAGCCCAGAAAGAUAGCAGAGUCAAUCUAGCUAUUGCCGGACUACAAGCCAAUGAUAGCAGAACCCUCAAGGGUAUCGCAAUAUUGACGUUGCUAUUUUUGCCUUCCACACUGGUCGCUACUCUGUGGACCACAAACUUGUUUGAGUUCCAAGGUGCUACUAAUUGGAAGGUCUAUAUCAGUAUAACAGCUGUUCUCACAUUUUUGGUUAUCUCAUGCUCAUGGUUCUACACUCGACUCUUUCAACGACGAGACAAUGACCGCUGGGCAGGGUUUGCAGCAUAUGAUCUCGGCUUUAAUGCAAACAGUAAACCUAUGUAG